AUGUGGAUCGGCGGCCUUGCUACGCCUCGACACCAGACAUGGCGUAUCCCAAAGAGCAUCCCGCAAGUCGCCCGCGAGCCUACGAGGCGUGCCUCCCCUGCAGGACAUCCAAACGGCGAUGCAGUGGCUUAUCCCCAUGUCAGACAUGUCUUCGAAGGGGACAGGCGCACUCGUGCAUGCCUUCCAGGCGGACUGAUCAUGUCCCAGCUCGGCGACCAAGUACAUCAGACGUGCAAAACACCUCUGAACUGCGAGGUCGACCGGAUGUCACAACACCCCGUCUACUUGCUCCGCGACACGGUUACGCAACACAUUGGCCCGUCCCAAUUUUCCCACAAUGGCAGGAGCGAAGACAUGCUCGAAACAGAGGCUCCCGACGAUGCUCCGUCAAAUCUCGAGGACACGCUUGAUCCAGACCAGCGAUGUGGCUUCAUCCGGACAUGCCAGAUUGCAACAAGAGGCUUUCUAUACACCAUGCCGGAUUUCGAUAUGACGAAUACCACAGGUCGCCAGACUGGACAGGACACAAUGGCACUGACAGACGUAAUGAUUGCCAUAGGAGCACAGACACAGGCCCAGAACCCCACAACCAAUCGCAUCGAACGCAUUUUCUUUGCUCGCGGACAACGCAGAGCACCUGCUAAAAUGCUAGAGAGCCCCAGCCUGGGGAUGGUGCAUCUCUUCCUACUGAUGGCAUUUUAUAUGCUUGGAGCCUGUCGCAGGAACGCUGCGUUUGUGUAUCUUGGAGUGGCCGCUCGAGGAGCCGUGGCGUUGGGUCUCCACGCUGAUAAGUCGAGUUUUCUACCGGCGGCCGAACAGCAUCGAAGGUAUCUCCUUUCACACAUCGAUAAUUCGAUGGCAUCAGGGCCCGUUAACUCACUGGAGCAGGGCGUGCUCAGCUCUAUCCUUGGCAGGCCACCUGCGACAUCCUCUCUACGCUCCGAAUAUGGAGCCAGUAUUACUGAAGCACCCCAUCCCACCGGUCAAGUAGAAGGCCUGAAGGCCUUGUAUCAUCUUGCACACAUACUGGAUGAAAUCAUCGCGCGGCUGUACGGCGAAAAAACAGCAUCGGCACAAGUAGCCGAGUCACUGUUGGAAAAGCUCAAGCAGUGGAGCGACAGUCUUCCAAAGUCGCUGCUCACACCCCAGACACGCAACAGGAGUGUCUCGCUGUACAAGAACCUUGGACGUCGCCUGUUCGUACCACUUUGCAGUCAUCGUCGUGACAAGACCCUUCCUCAUUUCAACCCGGAGGAGGAUGUUCUGGGGGACAUUCCGGAAAACACUGUACACACGCGCCUGGCCGUCGCUUGCACGAACUCGGCGCUAUACAUGCUCCAGACCUGUUUGGAGAUCCACCGCUCAGAACUGCUACUCGGAAAUAUGUGCAUUCUCAGAGCCUUCAUCUUCGCCGCAGCCCUCGUCGUCGGCUUCUCCCUCUUCUCCCAGAAAGAUCCCAAUCCCGACCUCGAAGAAGCUCUCGCCGGCCAUCAACAUCCUGCACACGUUCUCGCAGCAGUCCACUCAGGCAGCGCAUUACUACGAGAUCCUCACAUUCCUCCACCACGCGAUCUCCGAGCAACGCCAGCGGCUUUCGUGCCAAGGACACAGCACGAGCCAGUACAGCAGUAA
Messenger RNA from Aspergillus clavatus NRRL 1, 1632 nucleotides. Its product is annotated as fungal specific transcription factor domain-containing protein. Gene Ontology annotation, molecular function: RNA polymerase II cis-regulatory region sequence-specific DNA binding; zinc ion binding; DNA-binding transcription factor activity, RNA polymerase II-specific. Gene Ontology annotation, cellular component: nucleus. Bases 1 to 1632 code for a protein of 543 amino acids. The record is from RefSeq and is a predicted model, not a curated record. Gene Ontology annotation, biological process: positive regulation of transcription from RNA polymerase II promoter by galactose; DNA-templated transcription. NCBI's taxonomy places the organism in Eukaryota, Fungi, Ascomycota, Eurotiomycetes, Eurotiales, Aspergillaceae. The transcript is spliced from 6 exons.